UUUCCUGAAACCUGCAUUAAUUAAUCCCUUCCCUCUCCACGGAAAUGAAGUUACUUUCAUCACGAAAACCCCAUUAUUCUCCAACCCCACGCAAAUCAUCCAAGUUUGCCCCAUUCAUAGCCCUCGCCCUACUCUUAACCAUCCCUUUAUAUACUUUUCCUCCUUCCCACAAAUUACUACUACCCCUCCUCUUGGAACGUAAUAAUAAUAGCAACCUCCCUUGCUCAUCUCUGCCAUGCAACGACGGAGGUGGUGGCGGUCUCACGCUGCGCCGCCGGGAAUUGAGACUGGGAAAGGGUAACUAUAGCAGGAAUAGAAAGGUGGGACGUCCAAAAGAAUAUUUGACAAGGGUGUCGACAGCGACACAUAAUGAAGAACCUGGAAUUAUAAGAACCAAAGUGUUGGAGGAUCAGAAAUGCGACUUAUUUACAGGGGAAUGGGUGCCCAAUCCUCAAGGCCCCUAUUACACAAACGCGACUUGUGAUGCGAUUCAGGAUCAUCAAAAUUGCAUGAAAUAUGGACGGCCGGAUACAGGGUUCUUGAAAUGGAGGUGGAAGCCUGACGGCUGUGAUUUGCCGAUAUUUGAUCCUCACCAGUUUUUGGAACUUGUACAGGGAAAAUCGCUAGCCUUUGUUGGUGAUUCGGUGGCUAGAAAUCAGAUGCAGUCUUUGAUUUGCCUCUUGUCAAGAGUAGCAUAUCCGGAGGACUUGUCCGCUCCAACGGACCAAAACAAGCGCUACCAAUACACAGAACACGACUUUAACAUUUCCAUGUUCUGGUCACCCUAUUUGGUCAAGACUGGAAAAUUAGACCCCAACGAAAAGCGCCCUUUCGAUUUAUACCUCGACGAGUUUGACCCACACUGGACAACUAAAAUCGCACUUUUCGACUACCUAAUCAUCUCCGCCGGCCACUGGUUCUUCCGCCCCACCUACUUCUAUGUGAACAACCGCCGCAUGGGCUGCCUCUACUGCCCCGAGUCCAACAUCAGCCACAUGACCUCAGUUUUCAGCUACCGGCGGGCUUUUCGGACGGCGUUCCGGGCCAUUAACGGCGCUGUCAAUUUCAAGGGCGUGACGUUUCUUAGAACGUUUGCGCCGUCGCAUUUUGAGGGAGGGCCGUGGGACAAGGGCGGGAAUUGCGUGAGGAAGAGGCCGUUCAAGAGGAAGGAGACCAGUUUGAGGGAUUUCAGUCUGGAGAUGUAUUUGAUACAGUUGGAGGAGCUGAAAAUUGCGCGGAGAGCAGGGAGGAGAAAUGGAGGGAAGUUCAGGCUGUUUGAUGCAACGAAGCCUAUGUUACUCAGGCCGGACGGGCAUCCGAGUAAAUACGGGAAUUGGCCGGUGGCAAAUCAGACAUUCGCCAAUGACUGUGUGCACUGGUGCUUGCCUGGUCCAAUUGAUUCUUGGAAUGAUUUCUUGCAGGAGUUGCUGAAAAGAGAAAAUAAGAGAUAAAUUUUUCCUUUUUUUACUGUAAUUCUGAAUAAAUUAGUGGGGGGGUGCUACACCACUGUAAAUUUUUCUACAUAGACAAAAAUGUUGAAAUAACUUUCACGAC
This is a messenger RNA of Sesamum indicum (sesame), 1554 nucleotides long. Its product is annotated as protein trichome birefringence-like 19. Gene Ontology annotation, cellular component: Golgi apparatus. NCBI's taxonomy places the organism in Eukaryota, Viridiplantae, Streptophyta, Magnoliopsida, Lamiales, Pedaliaceae. The record is from RefSeq and is a predicted model, not a curated record. Gene Ontology annotation, molecular function: O-acetyltransferase activity.